AUGGCUGGAGAAGGUGGAGAGGAUGUACCUAGGGAUGCUAAGAUUGUGAAAUCUCUGCUUAAGUCGAUGGGUUUGGAGGACUGCGAGCCUCGUGUGAUACACCAGUUUCUGGAGCUAUGGUACCGGUAUGUGGUGGAAGUGUUGACAGAUGCUCAGGUGUUGGAACAAUUGAGUGGCCAGACUCCUGUCUUCUCCAAAGCUCGAUACACUGUUCAUUCUUUUGGUAUCAGGGGAGAGAAGGCAAUGCAGCUUCUUGAGAGUGGACUGAAGGUUAAAGAAUACAAACUCUUGAGAAGGAACUUUAGUGACACUGGUUGCUUUGGUUUUGGUAUUCAGGAGCACAUUGAUUUGGGUAUCAAGUAUGAUCCAUUUACUGGAAUCUACGGUAUGGACUUCUAUUUUGUUCUUGAGAGACCUGGUUACCGUGUGGCACGUCGCAGAAGAUGCAAGGCUCGUGUUGUAAUCCAGCAUAGAGUGACCAAAGAUGAUGCCAUGAAAUGGUUCCAGGUGAAGUACGAAGGAGUCAUUCUCAACAAGUCUCAGAACAUUACCGGCUAAAACAGAUGUGUCAAACAAAAAUA
Messenger RNA from Camelina sativa (false flax), 581 nucleotides. Its product is annotated as large ribosomal subunit protein uL5z-like. Gene Ontology annotation, biological process: DNA-templated transcription initiation; translation. Gene Ontology annotation, cellular component: ribosome. The record is from RefSeq and is a predicted model, not a curated record. Gene Ontology annotation, molecular function: protein heterodimerization activity; structural constituent of ribosome. Lineage: Eukaryota; Viridiplantae; Streptophyta; Magnoliopsida; Brassicales; Brassicaceae.